Messenger RNA from Soboliphyme baturini, 243 nucleotides. The record is from the annotation of a GenBank genome assembly. NCBI's taxonomy places the organism in Eukaryota, Metazoa, Nematoda, Enoplea, Dioctophymatida, Soboliphymatidae.
AUGCAUGGCACACUUCGCCGGGUUCGGAGCUGGCGACCGGUGGUGGUGGGUAAACGAAACACCGGCUACCGGGCCAUCUGUCGUCCGUCACCGGCCAUCAUUGUGCUAGACGGCGGUUUUCCAGUAAUCCGGCGAACGGACGAACAAAAACUAAUGGCUUGCGAACACGACGCAGUGUUUGACAAGUGUCGAUCAAACAAGUUCGGCCGAAACUUCAUUGAUGCCCACCGCCACAUGCUGUGA